Megalops cyprinoides (Indo-Pacific tarpon) is the source of this 1633-nucleotide messenger RNA. RefSeq names its product polymerase (DNA directed), epsilon 2 (gene pole2). Gene Ontology annotation, biological process: DNA-templated DNA replication; error-prone translesion synthesis. Gene Ontology annotation, cellular component: epsilon DNA polymerase complex. The transcript has 19 exons. Gene Ontology annotation, molecular function: DNA binding. The coding region runs from base 3 to 1586 and encodes 527 amino acids. The record is from RefSeq and is a predicted model, not a curated record. NCBI's taxonomy places the organism in Eukaryota, Metazoa, Chordata, Actinopteri, Elopiformes, Megalopidae.
ACAUGGAGAGUCGAAAAGUGAAGACGAAAGUGGCUGCUGGCUUCAAAAUGCGGGGGCUAAUACUUCGCCCCGAAGCCAGCAGGUAUCUGGUGGAGGUUUUGGAGUCCGUGAGCCCUGUGGAUCUGGAUGAUGUAAUUGAGAAGGUGCUAGAUGCAGUGGAGAAGCAGCCAUUGUCCUCAAGUAUGAUUGAGCUGUCUGUGGUGGAGACAGCUGUUCAGGAGUGCAGCCAGUCAUGUGAUGAAACCAUAGACAAUGUCUUCAACAUUAUUGGAGCAUUCAAUGUGCCGAGGUACAUCUACAGCUCUGAGAGGAAGAAGUUUGUCCCAAUCUCCAUGACCAGUCACCCAACCCCAAGUCUCUGUGGCACUGCCAGGGACAAGGCAGAGCUGUUCAGGGAGCGCUACACCAUCCUGCAGCAGCGAACACACAGACAUGAGCUCUUCACCCCUCCCGUGAUUGGAUCAGUGCAGGAGGAAAGUCGAAACAAAUUUCAGCUGAAGACAGUGGAGGCUUUGCUGGGGAGCACAGCAAAGGUUGGGGAGGUGAUCGUGCUGGGGAUGAUAACACAGCUAAAAGAGGGCAAAUUCUACUUGGAGGACCCCAGUGGAACAGUGCAGCUGAACAUUUCCAAAGCCCAGUUCCACAGUGGUCUGUACACAGAGUCAUGUUUUGUCCUGGCAGAAGGUUGGUAUGAGGACUCAGUUUUCCACAUCAACGCCUUUGGCUUCCCACCUACAGAGCCCUCCACUACCACAAGGGCCUACUAUGGGGACAUAAACUUCUUUGGUGGUCCCUCGUCUACUUCAGUGAAGGCUUCGGCCAAGCUACGGCAGCUGGAGGAGGAGAAUGAAGAUGCCAUGUUUGUCUUCGUCUCGGACUUGUGGCUGGACAGCGUGGAGGUUCUGGAGAAGAUCCACACCAUGUUUUCAGGAUACUCAGCCAUGCCUCCCACCUGCUUCAUCUUUUGUGGGAACUUCUCCUCUGCUCCAUAUGGCAAAAACCAAAUCAAAUCCCUCAAAGAGUCUUUGAAGGUGCUAGCAGAUCUGAUCUGUGAAUACCCUAGCAUCCACAGCAGCAGUCGCUUCGUGUUUGUCCCAGGCCCUGAAGACCCCGGCCCCUGUACAAUCUUACCCAGACCCCCCCUGGCUGACUACAUCACAGAGGAGUUCAGACAGAAAGUUCCAUUCUCUGUUUUCACCACCAACCCAUGCAGGAUCCAGUACUGCACUCAGGAGAUUGUGGUGAUCAGAGAGGACCUGGUGAACAAAAUGUGCAGAAACUGCGUGCGCCUGCCAAGCAGCAAUCUGGAUAUACCCAACCAUUUUGUGAAGACCAUCUUGUCCCAGGGUCACCUGACCCCCCUGCCACUGUACGUCAGCCCGGUUUUCUGGGCCUACGACUAUGCCCUGAGGGUGUACCCUGUGCCGGACGUGAUCGUGUUUGCUGACAAAUACGACCCGUUCAACAUCUCCAACACCGACUGCCUCUGCAUUAACCCGGGUUCCUUCCCAAGAAGUGGGUUCACUUUUAAGGUGUACUACCCUUCCAACAGAACUGUGGAAGACAGUAAACUUCAAGGACUUUAAAUGGAACCAAGAAUGGAGAUGGACUUUUUUUGUUUCUAUCAGCCAGC